AUGGACAAAAAUCUGUUUAUUAUUCACAACGUUGAAAAACACCCUUGCUUAUACGAUAAGCACAGAAAUGAUUAUAAAGAUAAUUUGAAGAAACAUCGUGCUUGGAAAGAAAUCGCAAAUAAAUAUGCAGAAUGUUUUCACGAAAGUGAAAGUGUUGACAGAAUUAAAUCUAGAUGGAAUUAUUUGAGAAAAUUGUAUAUGCAGUAUCACAAAACUGAUAAUAAAUACAUGCCUAGUGGCUCUGGUGCAAAGGAAGAUGCCAUCAGUUGGGAGUAUUAUAAUGAUAUGCAGUUCCUUGAUAGUCAUGUUAGGCAUAGAAGAACCCACAGUAAUUUCACAUAUGCAUCGUCAAAUGCAUUCGCACGUUCUGUUAGUGAUAAUAACAAGGAUGCACAAGAAAUAGAAGUGCUUGAUGACGUAGAUGAGCUUUAUAAUAUGGGAAAUGAAGAAAUGGAAAAUCAAAGUGAUGAAGUCAUAGAUGAAGAAGGGAUAAGAUUCGAUACAGAAAAUGAUGAAUUAUUGAAGUACGCCCAAAGUAUAGAGUCCAUGGCAACCCAAAUAAUUACGAAUCAAAAAAUAAAUAGUUUAAGUGGAUAUGAAAAAAUAAUCGUUGAUGCGUUUCGAAAAGUACCACAAACAAAAUUGCGAAUGAAGUUUGAUAAAAUAAUGGAUAUUAUAGAACAGAACGACGAACCUUAA
This is a messenger RNA of Leptopilina boulardi, 699 nucleotides long. RefSeq lists its product as uncharacterized. The record is from RefSeq and is a predicted model, not a curated record. Gene Ontology annotation, biological process: regulation of transcription by RNA polymerase II. Lineage: Eukaryota; Metazoa; Arthropoda; Insecta; Hymenoptera; Figitidae. The transcript is spliced from 4 exons. Gene Ontology annotation, cellular component: transcription regulator complex; nucleus. The coding region runs from base 1 to 699 and encodes 232 amino acids.